Molecule: messenger RNA, 2250 nt
Organism: Schistosoma intercalatum
Lineage: Eukaryota; Metazoa; Platyhelminthes; Trematoda; Strigeidida; Schistosomatidae
Source: the annotation of a GenBank genome assembly
AUGAGGGAUAUUUACACAGCUUCGCCUGGGCUUCCUCAGGAUUUAUCAUGUCGUAAACAAUUCGUAUUAAAAAAUGAAUCCCAAAAAUUACCGGCUAUUCAGGAAGAUUCAGAAGCAUGUUUACCUCCAAUUGCUACAUUUAGCCAUCAUCGACAAAACCGUACUGGUCCUUGUUCCUCCUACGUUGGUAAGUCAGUGAAAUCGGUUGGUCGAAAGCAUCAAAAGCAAUCAAGAUCUAGACGUGCUGAGAAUAAACUUUACUGCAAUUGGCCACAAUGUCCGCGAUUCCUUCUAAAGCAGCCUUUUAAACAAAUGACUCAUUUGAAACGUCAUUUACUUUUACAUAAAAAUCAUUUAAAUCUAUCGUGUUCACAGUGUGGAAAACGCUUUAGUUCGAAAGAAAAUCUUAAAAGGCAUACAAAUGUACAUUCAGGUUUAAAACCAUAUAUGUGUUCAAUUUGUCAUCAAGCGUACUCUAGAACAUCAGAAAGAUCCAGGUGUAUGAAGAAGCAUCAUUUUGAAGAUAAAUAUUUAUCUGAACAGGAUAAACAAUGUUUGUGUAAAGAUGUUUAUAAUGAUUGGGAUUCUUCUGGUUUAUCUGCUUUACAAAUCGAAGAUAAAAUUAAUCAAUCUCGUCCAAGACCAUAUAUCUGUCAAAUAUGUAAUGAUCAUAGAGCAUAUACAGAUCCAAGUUCACUUAGAAAACAUAUGCGGUCUUAUCAUGCACACUUGAAAGAUGAAAAAUCUAUAACUAAUAAUGAUUCUACCAAUGAAUCUGUUAUGUCUAAAUCAAAAUUAUCUAAAACUCUUCCAUGUGAAGAACCUAUAAGUCUUGUACUCGCUAAUUCAACCACUGAUAUAGACGCAGUUGAUCCAUCUCAUUUGUCAUUUGAUAAUUCAUUCACUCCAGAAUCUAAAUCAUUAAUACUUACAAGUGAAUCAGUUUGUCCUAUGAUUAUUACUCCAUAUAAUGUUUUAACAACGUCUAUGACAUCAUCAGAAAUACCUGUUACUACUAAUGUUAUGAUUUCUUUUAAUAAUAAUAAUAAUAAUAAUAAUAAUAAUAAUAAUAAUAAUAAUAAUAGUAAUAAUAAUAAUAAUAAUGUUAUCACGGAAUCAAAUAUUUCAACAAAUAUUGUUACUACACCUAGGUAUCAUUUAUUAUUAACGUCAGAUUCUGUUGUAUCUUCAACAAUGAUGACGGUGAUUUCAAUGACAUCAACCACUACCACUAGUACUGCUACUACUACAUUAAGAAAUGAAUAUGAUAGCGAUGUUGCUGUGGAUUUAUGUAAUUCAGCUUUAUGCCUACAAGUUUAUUCCGAUAAAACAUAUACCCCUGUAUCUUCGUCGGAAUUAGGAAAAGUUGAUUCAUUAACUCUACCUUUAUCAACAGUGAAUUCAUCUAACAGCAUUAUACCACAAUAUAUUACAGAAACUAAUCGAAUUAUUGACAAUGGUCUUUCAUCUAAAAAUUUAUUUUAUUCAAAUUCUGGUCUUGAUCUUACUGAUACACAUUAUUUUACAUUGACAGGGGCUACUGAAGCGAUAGAUUUAUCACUUGAUCCCUCUGUAGAUAUAAUAACUGUAAAUCCAAUCGAUUUAAGUUCCUCACAACAUUGUACAACAUUGUUUUUUGAAUCGUCAAAUGAAUGUACCGAUAAUACAUUCUUUACAACACAUACAAUAUGGGAUCCUGAACCAGGUUUCAGUUUUACCGACCUCUUACUUACUAAUAAUGAUGAAGAAUGCGAAACGGAAUUCCCUGAAGUUAUAAUUUACCCUGAAAAUGCUGUUUAUCGUUCAAACGAAACGUUAACUUCUUUUACUACAACUAGCCACAAUGAUACUACUAACAAGACCGUAAUCAGUAGUGAACUGAAAAUACCAGAUACACAUAUCUCAUCAAUGAAUAACUGUUAUAUUCCAUCAGAUACACUAACGACGACAAUAGAAACAACCUUAACUGGAGGAGUCGGUGGAGAAGGAGGUUAUAACAUACAACCACCACCUUUAGACUUACGCUUAAUACAGUCCAAUAAUUUUUAUUCAUAAAAAUUAUCUUUUGUUUUAGAAGAAAAUGUACAUUAUCUCUUGUGAAUAUUGUUCAUAUUUGCAUACACUCUAGUAUUUCUUUUUAUCUUCCCCAUUUUAUCUAUUCAUUUCACAGCGUUUUGUCUUCAAAAUGUAGUCUAUUCAUAUGUCGUAUUGUAUAUAUGCUAACAGAUUUCUAUUAUUUUCUUUCCUGGU